ACAUUUCAGGCUAUUGAGGCAAGACGUCAGCGAAUGUCUGCAUGUGAGGAACCCUCAGAUGGGGUGUUGAUCAAAUUUAAAUAUCCAAAUGGACACACCAAUAUGAGGAAAUUCCGUUUGUCAGAGCCAAUCCAGAUCUUGUUUGACUUUGUGGGACAAGAUGAUAUUGCCAGUGAAAUCUUUGUGGUGCAAGAAGCUGCAUCAUCAAGAUCAGUUGAGAGUAGUUCCUCCGGGUCAAUAAUGGAUCAUGGCAUUAAAGCAUCCUCAACUCUAUAUGUGCUUUGGUUUUCAAAUAAGGAUGUACAGGAAAUUCUCUCAGAUCAACAAAAUGGAGCUUAUGCCCUACACCAUACAUCUCACGGUCAGUCAUCACUGUCUGAGACCUCCACCCAGCCAAGUCUCUCUGAGCCCCCCACCCGCCCUCUGCUGCCUGAGCCCCCCACCCGCCCUCUGCUGCCUGAGCCCUCCACCCGCCCUCUGCUGCCUGAGCCCUCCACCCAGCCACCGCUCACUCUGUUCUCACAACCACAAGAAAUCCUGACUCUUUAUGAUGAACCAUCACUCUCUCCUUCAUCUGUCCAAGAACCAAUCAUUAUUCUUGAUGAACAAGAUGAGUCGGUUUCACAGAAUCAGCCUCCUGUAUCAACACAUCACCUCGGAGGACCUGUGGAUGAGAUUGAUCUACAGACCAUAUUGAAAAAAAUGGUCAGCAAAGUUGAUGGGAGAUUCUGUCCAACAAGCAACCAAAUAAAUGUGUGCAGGGAUAAUGUUUUACUUUGUAGCCUGCGGGCAUUCAAGCGUAGGUUCUUCAACCCUGAAGCAAAAUUGGAUGUUGUUUUUGUGGAUGAAGAUGACAAUGGUGAAGGGGCAGUUGAUGAAGGCGGCCCGACAAGAGAGUACCUAAGGCUGUUGAUGAGGGCCGUCCACCAGUCAAAUAUCUUUGAGGGACACGAGAAAGACCGGCAGUUGUCUCUUGAUACUCAAGCUUUGCAGACUAAACUGUACAUGUGGGUGGCAAAAAUGAUUGCUGUGUGUGUGGUCCAUGGAGGAGUCGGUCCACAUUUCUUUUCCGAAAGACUUUUCAAUCAAAUCUGUGGGAUACCAACACCACCGGCCAUGGUGGAUGAAGUUUGUGACCAUGCUUUCAGGGAGCAGUUAAUAAAAAUACAGGAAGCAACAACAGUCCGAGAGGCGAACAGUGCAAUUGCAGAGGCAGCAGAUAGUCUCAGCAUUAUAGGUGCCUUAAGACAUGUGUCCAGCCUGGAGGAGAAGGACUCCCUUGUCCAGUCAGCUGCAAACUUCUUCGUCAAUGGAAGAUUGGCGACUGCCCUGGACCAGUUUGUUGAGGGGUUAAAAACACUUGGUUUACUGGAGGAGCUGAGGAAGAAUCCGGCAGUGUUCUACAACAUGUUUGUCAGUGAGGAGAUUCCACUGCAGGCGAAGGACCUAUGCACUUUAUUUGAUGUGGACUUCUCUGUGCAAGGCAGCAACAGGAGAGACCGAGAAAACAUGACAAUAUGCUUUUGGCGUGACUGGUUAAUUGAUAUUGAAGGCAUGCUAUUUAUUAAGGAGAAUGCAGUCCAGUCACCCUAG
Carassius auratus (goldfish) is the source of this 1593-nucleotide messenger RNA. Its product is annotated as G2/M phase-specific E3 ubiquitin-protein ligase-like. Gene Ontology annotation, molecular function: protein binding; ubiquitin-protein transferase activity. The record is from RefSeq and is a predicted model, not a curated record. Lineage: Eukaryota; Metazoa; Chordata; Actinopteri; Cypriniformes; Cyprinidae. The coding region runs from base 34 to 1593 and encodes 519 amino acids. The transcript has 8 exons.